Molecule: messenger RNA, 3251 nt
Organism: Phyllostomus hastatus (greater spear-nosed bat)
Lineage: Eukaryota; Metazoa; Chordata; Mammalia; Chiroptera; Phyllostomidae
Gene: SYNE3
Product: spectrin repeat containing nuclear envelope family member 3
Exons: 18
Coding region: 101-3040 (979 amino acids)
Biological process (GO): nuclear migration
Cellular component (GO): cytoplasm; meiotic nuclear membrane microtubule tethering complex; nuclear outer membrane
Molecular function (GO): actin filament binding
Source: RefSeq, a predicted model, not a curated record
GCUGGGGGCGGAGGGCGGCUCCGCGCGAACUGCCCGCAGCUCUGCGCGAAGUGCCCGAGGCGCCCGCUCCUGCACGCCCUGGGCCGGCCCCGCAGGUGCCAUGACUCAGCAGCCCCAGGACGGCUUCGACAGGAGCGUGGAGGACGCCCAGGAGUGGAUGAAGGCCGUGCAGGACCGGCUGCAGGCCAACGACGACACCCAGGGGCCCCGUGCCGCCCUGGAGGCCAGGCUGCUGGAGACCGAGAAAAUAUGCCGGCUGGAACCGGAGGGGCGCCUGAAGGUGGACCUGGCGCUGCAGGCGGCCCAGGCGCUGUUGGCCUGCUGCCCCGAGGACCAGAAGCCCGAGAUCCUGGCCCAGCUGAGGGACAUCAAGGCCCAGUGGGAGGAGACGGUCACCUACAUGACCCACUGUCACAGCCGCAUCGAGUGGGUGUGGCUGCACUGGAGUGAAUACCUCCUGGCCCAAGACGAGUUCUACCGCUGGUUCCAGAAGAUGACGGUGGUGCUGGAGCCCCCCGUGGAGAUGCAGCUGGGCCUCAAGGAGAAGCAGUGGCAGCUGAGCCACGCCCAGGUGCUGCUGAGCAACGUGGACAGCCAGGCCGUGCUCCUGGACCGGCUGCUGGAGGAGGCGGCCUCGCUGUUCAACAGGAUCGGGGACCCCAGCGUGGACGAGGACGCCCAGAAGAGGAUGAAGGCCAAGUACGAUGCCGUGAAAGCCAAGGCCCAGGACAGAGUGGGCCUGCUGGAGCAGGUGACGCGGGAGCACGAGCGUUACCAGGCCGGCGUGGACGAGUUCCAGCUGUGGCUGCAGGCGGUGGUGGAGAAGGUGCAGGGCUGCGUGGGGCGGAGCUGCCAGCUGGCCGACGAGCUCCGGCUCUCCGAGCUGCAGGGCAUCGCCGACGAUCUCCUCAGGGGUGAGGAGUCUCUGAAGAGGCUGGAGGAGCAGGCCGUGGGGGUCAUCCAAAACACCUCUCCCCUGGGCGCGGAGAAGAUCACCAAGGAGCUGGAGAAGAUGCGGGAAGUCCUGGAGAAGCUGCGAGCCCUCCGGGGGGAGGAGGAGGAACAGCUGCGGGGCCUGCUCCGGUCCAGGGGGGCCUUUGAGCGGCGGAGGAAGCUGCUGGAGGCCGAGCUGGGGGAGUUCAGGAAGGGCCUCCGGAGGCUGGCUGAGGACGGCCUGGAGCCCGCGGCCGGGGCGGGGACCGAGGACGAGCUGGUGGCCCGCUGGAGACGCUACUCGGCGACGCGGGCGGCGCUGGCCUCGGAGGAGCCCCGGGUGGACCGGCUGCAGGCCCAGCUGAAGGAGCUCAUGGUCUCCCCCCACGACCCGCAGCCGAUCCCCGACAGCGUCGUCGCUGCCAUCCAGGAGUUCCAGAGCAUGAAGGCGAAGAGCACCAGGCUGCGCAACGCCGCGGGGGUGGAGCUGUGGCAGCGUGUCCAGCGGCCUCUGCAGGAUCUGCAGCUGUGGCGGGACCUGGCCCAGAGGCUCCUGGACGUCACCGCCAGCCUGCCAGACCUGCCCUCCAUUCACACCUUCCUGCCCCAGAUCGAGGCAGCCCUGAUGGAGAGCUCCCGCCUGAAACAGCAGCUGACCGUGCUGCAGCUGAAGAAGGACCUGCUGGGCAGCGUCUGCGGCCAGGACAGGGCAGCGGCCCUCCUGGAGCAGGUGGCGGGCUCUGUGCGGGACAGGGACCUGCUGCACAACAGCCUUCUGCAGAGGAAGAGCAAACUGCAGAGCUUGCUGGCACAACACACGGACUUCAGGGCUGCUUUCGAGCCCCUGCAGGAGAAACUCUCGGGCCUGCAGGUCAGGGUCCGAGCCGAGGGCGGGCUUCAGCGGAACCUUCCUGCCAAACAGGCCCAGCUUUCCAGGUUGCAGGGGCUGCAGGAAGAGGGGCUGGACCUGGGGGUGCAGGUGGAGGCCGCCAGGCCUUUCAUCCAGGGGAACCCCGGCCACCAGCACAAAGUGGACCAGCUUUCCGCCGACUGCCAGGCCCUGCAGAGGUCUCUGGAGGGCCUCGUGGACCGGUGCCAGCGGGGCGUGCAGGAGCACUGCACCUUCAGCCACGAGCUGCUGGAGCUGUGGCAGUGGGUCACCAUGGUCACUCAGAAGCUGGAGGCGUACCUGGGGGACACCGGCCCGUGGGAUGCACAGUCCCGCGAGGCCGAAGUCGAGCGGCUGCUGGCGGAGUUCCCGGAGAAGGAGGCCCAGCUGGCCCUGACGGAAGCGCACGGCCGGCUGGUGAUGGCAAAGUCCUCUCGGGAAGGGGCGGCCGUGGUCCAGGAGGAGCUGGAGGCGCUGGCAGAGUCGUGGCGGGCCCUGCGGCUGCAGGAGGAAAGCCUGCGCAGCCUCAUCAGGAACCGGCAGCUGCAGAGGACGGAGGUGGACUCGGGGACGAAGAUGGUUUUCACCAACAACAUCCCGAAGACCGGGUUUCUCAUCACCCCCACGAAUCCCGUGUCCAUUUCCAGGCGUCACCGGCAGGCAGACCCCCUGCAGGACGCAGACGAUGGCCCCGGCCCUGCAGGGUACCCCGAGCUCCUGAGGAACUUCGCGCAGUGGCUGCAGGGGGAAAACGCCAAGCUGGUUAGAACCAUCGCGAUGAGGUCGGCCUCGGCCAAGGACGCGAGGACCAGAGAGAUGAGGCUGCAGGAGCUGGAGGCUCGGGUACCGGAAGGUCAGCAUCUCUUCGAGAACCUGCUUCGCCUUGGACCGGCGAGAGGGGCCUCGGAGGAGCUGGAGGAUCUGCGCUACCGGUGGAUGCUCUACAAGUCCAAGCUCAAGGACAGCAGCCAGCUGCUGACACGGAGUUCUCCGGGGCCGCCGACAGGAUUCCAGAAGGCCCAGCGCGGGCGCGGACCCUGCGCCCUGCUCCGGAAGGUGUGCUGCGUGGCGCUGCCCCUGCAGCUGCUGCUGCUCCUGCUCCUGCUGCUGCUGCUCCUGCUCCCGGUGGGCGAAGACAACCGCAGCUGCGCGCUGUCCAACAACUUCGCCCGCUCCUUCAUGCUCAUGCUCCGCUACCACGGCCCGCCCCCCACCUAGCCCGCGGGGGCCUGCAGGUGACUCUCUCCUCCCGCCUUCCAUCAGCCCUGGGCUCCUCCUGAGGACGCCGGGGACUCUGGGAACAGGGGCAGGCCAGGCGGCCGAGCGGCCCGGUGUAAAUACUGCAGCGAUGCCCCCGGCACAAAACUACCUUUUAUACAUUGUUGUCUUCGUCUAUUUAUACUAAACGCAUACUAUGUGCGACCAGGAA